Molecule: messenger RNA, 2575 nt
Organism: Thunnus maccoyii (southern bluefin tuna)
Lineage: Eukaryota; Metazoa; Chordata; Actinopteri; Scombriformes; Scombridae
Product: E3 ubiquitin-protein ligase TRIM39-like
Exons: 1
Coding region: 396-2039 (547 amino acids)
Molecular function (GO): protein binding; zinc ion binding
Source: RefSeq, a predicted model, not a curated record
AUUGACAAUUGAAUGGUUUUUAUAGCACAAAGUAUGCAACAGUUGAAACGCAUCAAAAAACGUACGGAAGACGGAAUAAGAAUAAAGAGUGAGAAGAACAAAGUGUGAUUGCUGAAAGCAAUCACACAAGAUUUGGACAAUAAUAUUCACAUAGCAAAGCAAAACCAUAUUCCAUUAUCCAAAACCAUUAUCAGCAAACCCCAGCAUAUUCUUGUACAACACAUCUCUAGGUAUCUCUGAUGAUUUUCCAUGCAGUUAUACUCAUGACAACAAAAUCCCAUUCAUCCUCCCAUGCCAACACAUGCUGUACUUAAUGGAACAGUAAACAUACAUGUUUCUUUUAAACAAAUCAAAUAAGAAAUGUUUUUCUUUUCUUUCACACUACACAUGUAGAUAUGUCUGCUGGCAGCUGUCUGCGAUCUGAAGAUCAGUUUCUGUGCUCCAUCUGUCUGGAUGUGUUCACUGAUCCAGUCACCACACCAUGUGGACACAAUUUCUGCAAAAACUGCAUCACUGAACACUGGAAUGUUAAUAUCCCUUGCAAGUGUCCGAUGUGUAAAAAGGUUUUCUACACAAGACCUGAGCUGCACAUCAACACUUUCAUCUCUGAGAUGGUUUCUCGGUUCAGACAGGAAGCUCAACAGAAAGCCAGCAGCAGCAGCUCAAAGCAACAAGCUGCCAAACCAGGAGAAGUUCCCUGUGACGUCUGUACUGGUACCAAACUGAAGGCCCUGAAGUCCUGUCUGGUGUGUCUGACCUCCUACUGUGAGACUCACCUGGAGCCUCAUCUGACAGUGUCUGGUCUGAAAAGACAUCAGCUGAUGGACCCUGUGGCAAACCUGGAAGACAGGAUGUGUAUGAAGCACGAUAAACCUCUGGAGCUGUUCUGUAAGACCGACCAGACAUGUGUCUGCAUGCUCUGCUCUGUUUUGGACCACAAGACACAUGAUGUUGUUCCUCUGAAAGAAGAAUAUGAAGGAAAGAAGGCAGAGCUGGGGAAGACAGAGGCUGAAAUUCAGCAGAUGAUCCAGAAGAGACGACUGAAGAUUCAAGAGAUCAAACACUCCAUUGACUUCAGUAAGAAAGAUGCAGACAGAGAGAAAGCAGAAGGUGUUCAGGUCUUCACCACUCUGAAUGAGUCUCUUGAGAGAAGCCUGAAUGAGCUCAUUGAGACAAUUGAAGAGAAGCAAAGAAUGACAGAGAAACAAUCUGAAGACCUCAUCAAAGAGCUGGAACAGGAAAUCUCUGAGCUGAUGAAGAGAAGGUCUGAGGUGAAGCAGCUCUCACGCUCUGAAGACCACCUCCACCUCCUCCAAAACUUCCUGUCCCUGAAAGCUGCUCCAGCCACCAAAGACUGGACAGAGGUCAGCGUCUAUCCACCAUCAUAUGAGGGGACUGUGGUGAGAGCUGUGACUCAGCUGGAGGAGACGCUCAGUAAAGAGAUGAAGAAGCUGUUUGAGGUUGAGCUGAAGAGGGUCCAGCAGUAUGCAGUGGAUGUGACACUUGAUCCUCAUACAGCACAUCCUAAACUCAUCCUGUCUGAUGAUGGGAAACAGGUAAAUCAUGGUGAUGUGAAGAAGAAUCUCCCAGACAACCCAAAGAGAUUUUCUCAUUGUAGUUGUGUUUUAGGAAAGCAGAGUUUCUCUUCAGGUAGAUUUUACUUUGAGGUUCAGGUCAAAGGGAAGACUGACUGGGAUUUAGGAGUGGCCAGAGAGUCCAUCAACAGGAAAGGACAAAUCACUCUGAGACCUCAGGAUGGUUACUGGACUAUACGGUUGAGAAAUGGAAAUGAGUACAAUGCUCGUAAUGACUCUCCAGUCCGUCUCUCUCUGAAGUCUCAGCCUCAGAAGGUGGGGGUGUUUGUGGAUUAUGAGGAGGGUCUGGUCUCCUUUUAUGACGUAGAUGCUGCAGCUCUUAUCUACUCCUUUAUUGGCUGCUCCUUCACUAAGAAACUCUACACAUUCUUCAGUCCCUGUAAUAAUGAUGGUGGUAAAAACUCCGCCCCUCUGAUCAUCUGUCCUGUCAAUCAAACUGAGUAGAGUAAUCACCUGUUUUAUUUUAUGAGAGGAUUCAUUGUCUUUUACAGGAGCAAAUAUACACAUUCAGUAUCAUAAACUGUACACUUUCUUUAUUAAGAAUAAACAAGAACUUUAUUACAAGAGUAUUUUGUGUAUCACAUGAAAGGUGGGAUCUCUAUUCAAAAUUAAAACUAUUAAAACUUCUGAUCAAAUCCAAACAACUUUAUUCUCAAUUGUAGUUAAAAUAAAAGUUUACAAAAACCCCUAAAUUUUCAGUUUCAAGUGUAAUAAACAGUCUCAGGCUCCAUCUUUGUCAAUGUGAGGUUUUGUUGCUACUCUCUGCUCUAUAUAAUAGUAAACUGAAUAUUUUUGGGUGUUGGACUGUUUGUUUGAAUAUUGAUUAGAUUGAUUAUCAUUUCAAGAAAUCUGUAAAUAUGUGAUUGUAAAACCUGUAAACUAAACUAUGUCUGUAGUUUUAAUGUAAAGCUUUAAAUACAUGGCCUGAGUAAGCAGUGACUUGUUGAACACCAAACACAAAAAAUAAAACCUGGUUUACA